CUUCUUUGCAGUUCCACGGAGGAGAGGAUUUUUUUUUUUCCACACGAAGAAGGGGAAUUUUUUUUUUUUUUGUUCUGGGCUGCUGACGCGAAGAAGAGCGACAGUGUGCCGUGGAAUGGAUCACUGAGUAAACACGACGACCGCGCAAAUCCGCAGGUUCGUGGGAGGUUUGGAGGCAAACAUGACCGCCAACAAGAGUCCAAAGGCCGUGCCUCACGCGGGAGCCGGUAAAGCUCCUCGGGACCCCCCCGACAGGUGCCAGUCUACUUCUCCCUGCCCCGUUCAGUCCGGCGGCCAGAGUCCGAGCGAGCCAACGCUGCCUGGUGACGGGAAGAACUAUCAGAAACAGAGCAGGUACCUCAGGACAGACGGACGUUUUCUGGUACGUGCUGGCUGGAACAGCAAGACUGCGAGCUUUGCCAGCGGACCAUCCCUCACGGGUGAUUUUGAGUCGCAACGCCGGCUCACAAAGUCCAAGAGCAUCAGUUGCCUGGACAACCGUCUCUCCAUCUACAAGCCUCAAGCGAAGGAGUAUUGUGAAGGUGAAGACGCCCAGGAGCAAAAGGAGAACCAAGGGGGUGUUCCCCCAUCCGAGGGACUGAAUGGUCGACCCCUGAGUUGGAGUACGCUGUCACUGGGGUCGCUCUCUAGCCAAGGUCACAAGCGCACACUUUCUGUCAGCAGGCCAGUCGCGAGCGUUCUGCCCACCACAGUCCGCAAAAAGAUCUCGGAAUGGGAAUGCAGGAGAGUCUCUCUGCCUAGGAUGAGCUUGUGUUUAGAUAAAAGGCCCGGACGAGAGCGCAUCGGAGGCAGCGAGGGCUGCCCGAGCUUGCUCUCUUCCCCCUGUAGCGAGAAGGCUUUUGACUUCAAGGGGAUUCGCAGGAUGAGCACAGCGUUUUCAGAAUGCUCGUACACAGAGACGGAAGAAGAGGAAGGCGCUUCCGACAAAGACGGCUUAGGCCGCUUCCAGAAAAGGAUCAGUAAGACUGAGUCACCGGGGGGAUUUGUACGCGCCCUGUCUGCUCGUAAGGAGACCUCGGCGGUCCUCAACAGGAUACAAAAGAUAGAGCAAGCCCUGAAGGACAAUCCGAGCCCACCUCCUCCGCGCUAUCUGAGUAAUUGCUACGCUUCAAACAAGACAAGACAAAAAUCUUUUGUGAUCGGCGAGGACUUUGACAGCACAUGCACCAGCAAGCGCAGUAGCAUUUGCUCCGUGGCCACGGAACCAGAUACCGUUUUGGUCCCUGACAAGUUUGCAAAACACAGACAAAGGUUCAGUGUGGCUUCAAUCAGGUCUCUGAGCCCGGAUCUGGCCAGCCGGCAGACGUCUCCCGGCCCUCCCAUCAACCCCCUACCGAAACCCAAGCGGACGUUUGAGUACGAGGCCAAACGGGAGCAGAAGGGCACAUUGUCAGUGAAUGGACUGCAUUCGGCCUGUGAGUCUCCCCCGCCCUUGCCCUCAACCCCCGCACCCACCACCACACGCACGCCGAAGUCGCUGGGCAGCGCUUCUCGCCCAGCACAAGACAGAGAGCCUUGUGAAUCAGAGGAUGCUGCAAACCUCCCAUCGUCACAGCCCUCUUCGCCCUCAGAGAACGGGACACGAACCACAGAGACGCAACGGAGUCCAGCCAAUUCCAAAAGCACUUUAGAGGAGAACACAUAUGAGGACAUCAUCGAGAAGGAGAACCCCUACGAGGAUGUCGACCUAAAACGGAGGAGUUUGGGUCGGAAAAGCUGUCAUCUGGAGAGCAGCAGAUCUUGGACCGCCAUGGAUCGGAAGCAGAACUCGCCGCCUCAGUUGCCGUCCAAACCCAGCAGUCAGUCCCUCCGCAUCCUGAGCUCCACCGACCGGAAGAGUCACCGCUUGUCGCAGUUGUCCAAACGCCACAGCCACGACGAAUCGCUGCUCCUCCCCCAGGUGGCCGUUUCCGCUUCCUCUUGCGGCCUGCUGGACGAUAGCCUUUGCCGAACCGGCGAUAACCUGGCCUCGCACAGGCAUUGGCGGAUUCCCAAGCUGGUCCAGAGAAUCAACUCCAUCUACUGCAGUAAACGCGGAAAGAAGAGACUUAAAAAGCUGUCCAUGACCAAUCUGGACACCUCAUCUUUGAGAGAUGACAACAGCGAGAGUGAGAGCGACUCUGACGACAGGUUCAAAGCCCACACCCAAAGGCUGUUGAAGUUGCAGUCCAUCCUUCGACAGGCCCCCAGCUACCGCACGCUGGAGCUGCAGCUCAUCGAGUGGCAGGAGAGGGAACUCUUUGAGUACUUUGUCGUCGUGUCUUUGAAAAAAAAGCAGAGCAAGAACUCCUACUCCCCGGAGGUCUCUUACCAGUUCCCGAAGCUCGAGAGGCUCACCAAGCAGAUGCGAGAGGCAGAGCAGAGGCUCAAAGCCAUUCCUCAGUUCUGUUUCCCCGACGCCAAAGACUGGAACCCCGUGUCCGAGUAUUCCAGUGAGACCUUCUCCUUCAUGUUGACCGGAGAAGACGGCAGCAGGAGGUUCGGCUACUGCAGACGCCUGCUGCCGAGUGGGAAAGGACCUCGCUUACCAGAAGUGUACUGUGUCAUCAGCAGGCUCGGCUGUUUUGACUUGUUCUCCACUAUCUUAGAUGAGGUGGAGCGGCGACGGGGCGUAUCAGCAGCGCUGGUCUAUCCCUUCAUGAGGAGCCUGAUGGAGUCGCCCUUUCCUGCGCCCGGAAAGCUCAUCAAGGUCAAGACCUUUCUGCCUGGUGCAGGAAACGAGGUCAUCGAGCUGAGGCGGCCCACCGACUCCAGACUGGAGCACGUGGACUUUGACAGCCUGUUCGCCUGCCUGGGCGUCCGGCAGGUCGUUCGGGUCUUCGCCUCGCUGCUGCUGGAGCGCCGGGUCAUAUUUGUGGCCGACAAACUCAGUACGCUGUCGAGCUGCAUGCACGCCGUGGUCGCGCUGCUCUACCCGUUCUCCUGGCAGCACACCUUCAUCCCCGUGCUGCCCGGCUCCAUGUUGGACAUUGUCUGCUGUCCCACUCCCUUCCUGGUGGGGCUGCUGUCCAGCUCCUUGCCCAAGCUCAAAGAAUUGCCAGUAGAGGAAGCGUUAAUGGUGGACCUCGGAACCGACCGUUUCAUCAGACAGAUGGAUGACGAGGCGUCGCUGUUGCCGCGGAAACUUCAAGCCGCUCUGGAGCAAGCGCUGGAGCAGAGGAAUGACAUCCUCAGUCAGGACUCAGACAGCGAAUCGGACGAAGAGUACAACUCCCUCAACAGUUUGGUGUCGGAGGCCUUCAUUCGCUUCUUUCUGGAGAGCAUCGGCCACUACUCGCUGUUCAUCACCCAGAACGAGCGCGGCGAGCGCCUCUUUCAGAGGGAGGCCUUCCGCAAGUCGGUGGCGUCCAAGAGUCUUCGCCGCUUCUUGGGGGUCUUCAUGGAGUCUCAGAUGUUCGCCGGCUUCAUUCAAGAUCGAGAACUGAGGAAGACUCGCGCCAAAGGUCUGUUCGAGCUGAGGGCGGACCAGUACCUGGAGGAGCUGCCGGACACGGAGCAGAGCGGCGUCAACAAGUUCCUCAAAGGCCUUGGAAGCAAAAUGAAGUUUCUCCACAAGAAGAAUUGAGGCGAACGUUUCCCCAAUUUCCAGGCCCGGCGUGCACCCCCCGCAUCUCGGAUCCUCUUGAAUUCCCGCCAUCAACUUGUACAUAUUUCACCGCGAGCUGGCCU
This is a messenger RNA of Syngnathoides biaculeatus (alligator pipefish), 3690 nucleotides long. It is a transcript of the gene dennd2b, whose product is annotated as DENN domain containing 2B. NCBI's taxonomy places the organism in Eukaryota, Metazoa, Chordata, Actinopteri, Syngnathiformes, Syngnathidae. The coding region runs from base 182 to 3586 and encodes 1134 amino acids. The transcript has 20 exons. Gene Ontology annotation, biological process: positive regulation of ERK1 and ERK2 cascade. The record is from RefSeq and is a predicted model, not a curated record.